AUAUUUUGGUCAUAAUUGUAUAUAACAUUUUAUCCCCCAAAUUGCCAACAGUUGACUAGAAUCGUUAAGCAUCCUUGGUCCUUUAACAUGUAUUGGGUCGCUGCGAUAUUAUACAUUCUCUCAAGUUUAUACCAUUUCGAUUUUAUUUCCAAAAGAAUGAAGAAUAUUUAAAGUUUAAGUUACCGUCACGGCUGACAAUCUUCUCGAUUUUGGCCCAAUACCGCUUUUAGAAACACUUGAUUUCUGUAAUCCUCUCAGCCAUGUCAAUUGUCAUGACACUUUCUAAUUUUAGCAGCAAUUGUUGGAGAGUUUUCUCUUGAGGUGAACAGUUUUGGGUUUUUUAAAAUAAACUUCUGUUUUUGGUUAACCAGGAUUGAGAUGGGUACGUCAGGCGCAAAUUUAGCAUUUGUAAUCCCUGCAGUAUAAAAGUAACCCAUCUUGUGCUUGUCCUUAACCAUACAAUGGCGGACAGUUUAUUUAAAGGCUGUUUUGGCAUGUUCAUCAGCUUCCUUCAUUUGAUGAGCGAAGUGUCGGGCAGGGCUGUGCAACCCCCGACUCGUCAGCUGAUUAUCGGCGGAACUUCCGCCGACCGAUGGGCGUGGCCCUGGCAGGCCGGGAUCAUGGUGGCGGACCAGCUGAUCUGCGGGGGUACUUUAAUACAGUACGACAUCGUCCUCACAGCGGCCCACUGUCUGAUGGGCAGAAGUAAAGAUUCGUACAAGGUGGUUCUGGGUGACUAUGAUCGGACUGUACAAGAGGGCGGGGAGCAGUUUAUAGAGGUGUCAGCUUUUGAAACGCAUCCGAAAUUUGAAGGUAAUUUCCUGAGUGGAUACGAUGUGGGGAUAAUACACCUGGUGAGGAAUGCCAGUCUUAGUGAGAGUGUGGGGGUCAUCAGGACCGCGGAGCCUGGGAUGGUCACCCCUAAACUGUCCAAAGCCAGGUGUCUCAUCACCGGCUGGGGGGUCAACAGUCUCGCUACAGGGGACGAGGAGCUGGCCACUCAGCUACAAGAGGCCGACAUAGAAAUCAUCAGCAACAAGAGGUGUAACUCCAAGCGUUACUGGGACGGGCUGGUGAAGCGCACAAAUAUAUGCGCCAUGUACAAGGGCACGGCGGCGUGCCAGGGUGAUAGCGGGUCCCCAUUAGUGUGUUGUUGGGACGGAUCCUAUAUUUUAGUUGGCGUCACAUCUUGGGGGUCCAGCACGUGUAAGAAUUACCCGAGUGUGUAUACAGAUGUCUCCACAAUCAUUCCCUGGAUUACAUCCACGGUAAUGGCGCUAAGAAAUCACCACUGCACAGAAAACACAAACAGUCCAGAUGUACCAGUAAAACUGUAUUGAUGAACGGAAGAAUGUGAUACUUGGUAUGGAUGAAUAUAUGCUUGUACAUUGACAGAAUCAAUGAGACGUGGCCCCGCCGUCACCAACUUUCCUCACGUCAAUACGCAGCCUCUAAUCCGAGCAUGAUUUAUGCCUGUAAGGAUUUGAGUUGAGGAUUGAGUUGAGUGAUUUGAAUAUUAUGGUGACGGCGAGGUCUGGAUUCAUAACAACGACAAUUUCCUCAAAACACAGGAAUGCUGUAUAACUAUAGGUUAAUAAAUAAAAUAAAAACCAGUACAAUGUUUUUUUUGGAUUAAUUUAUAAAAGUUAGACAUAUCCACUUAAAGACGCCAAUGAACCAAAAAACGAGCGGACAU
Messenger RNA from Magallana angulata, 1696 nucleotides. Its product is annotated as chymotrypsin-like elastase family member 1. Lineage: Eukaryota; Metazoa; Mollusca; Bivalvia; Ostreida; Ostreidae. Gene Ontology annotation, biological process: proteolysis. The transcript has 6 exons. Bases 462 to 1340 code for a protein of 292 amino acids. Gene Ontology annotation, molecular function: serine-type endopeptidase activity. The record is from RefSeq and is a predicted model, not a curated record.